Molecule: messenger RNA, 2906 nt
Organism: Carassius auratus (goldfish)
Lineage: Eukaryota; Metazoa; Chordata; Actinopteri; Cypriniformes; Cyprinidae
Product: DOMON domain-containing protein FRRS1L-like
Exons: 5
Coding region: 202-1035 (277 amino acids)
Biological process (GO): regulation of postsynaptic membrane neurotransmitter receptor levels; regulation of glutamate receptor signaling pathway
Source: RefSeq, a predicted model, not a curated record
UAUUCAUUAACGGCACCCGAGUCGCUCUCCUCUCAGCACCCCCUCCCCCGCGGACCAACCGAAACGUUUUAUCAUGAAAGCGAUUUAAUUAGCUACAUUUUAUUAUUCGUUAUCAAUCAUCAGUACUGGAAUGCGACGACUACUAAGUCAGACCAGAGUCUCUUCGCUCGUACAAUAACAAUUAGCGUAUCAUUUCCAAUCAUGUUUCUUCUGCAUCCGCUGCUGCAGAUCUCCGUUCUGCUGGAUGCGGUUUCUGCCAGCCCUACCGAUGAUAAUGUGCUGCGGGCCGGUCAUGGAGAACAUGGAGAGCCGGGGCACGAAGAACACCAUAAGGAUUCCUACAGCACAUUCGCCUCCGAGUUCCUCGAGUCCAGAUACCUCUCAGACGAAGGUUACCCCUUCCCAGCUGCACCUCCUGUAGACCCAUUUGCCCGCAUCAAAGUUAGUGACUGUGGAAUAACCAAAGGAUGCAUCAGAUAUGGCAAACCAGGCUGUGACGCAGAGACCUGUGACUACUUCCUGAGUUUCAGACGCAUUGGCACAGAUGUGGAAUUCGAGAUGAGUGCAGACACUGAUGGAUGGGUUGCUGUCGGUUUCUCCUCUGACAAAAAAAUGGGAGGUGAUGAUGUCAUGGGCUGUGUUCAUGACGAUAAUGGACGUGUACGAAUACAUCAUUUCUACAAUGUGGGUCAGUGGGCCAAAGAGAUCAAGCGCAACCCAGCUCGGGAUGAGGAGGGCAUCUUUGAAAACAAUCGUGUCACGUGCCGCUUCAAACGGCCUCUUCACGUGCCACGGGAGGAGACGCUGGUGGACCUGCACCUCAGCUGGUACUAUCUGUUUGCUUGGGGACCUGCCAUACAAGGUUCCAUCACAAGGCAUGACAUCGACUCCCCACCGGUGUCAGAUCGCAUGAUUAGCAUCUAUAAAUAUGAGGACAUUUUCAUGCCUGCCACAGCCUAUCAGACAUUCUCCUCUCCCUUCUGCCUCCUCCUCAUCGUUGCUCUUACCUUCUACCUGCUGAUGGGCACACCAUAACCAGGAAAGCCGUGUCACUGAGAGAAGAAAUUAAUGAAAAACUAUGGAGCCACUAUAGCAUGACUGUGUGCCAACUUAACAGUAUUAGAAACAGGUAGCAAUACAUUGCAGUUAUAAUAUCCUCAAUUUACGUACACUAGAAAGGUAUUUGGACUGUGGAUUAAUAUUCAUUCAUAUACAACCAAUGAUUCUCAUUUAGAGGAGAGAGGGUCAACCAUACACUUAUUAUGUAUUACAAUAUAUUUUAUUUUAAUGAAAGAGUAGAAAAACCUCAAAUGCUAUGUUAAGGUAGGUAUAGCCUACAGUAGUUGAAACAGUCUGAGCCAAAUUAAUGUUAAUAUUCACUAUACUUAAAGUGCAGUCACAUUGGUCGACUUUCAGUAAAAAAUUAGCAUUCAAGAAAGUCCGUUGUAUAUCACUGUCAAACCAAGCAGCUUUCUGUUGGUCAAAGCUGUGAAUCUAAACCUAAUCUCUUUGCGAAAUCUGUGUGGGGAAAUCUUUUGCCCUCACAUAAAAAUUCCAAAACAAUGAUUCCUGUUGAAAUGACUUGAUUUCUCCAACAAAAACUUGCUGAACAUUGAUAAGUGUGACCGUAUCUCUACAGUGGCACAUAUCAUAACUCACAAUGUCCCACUACAGAACUCUACGGAGAAAUGAAAUGCCUCGUUCUGUUGAAUGGAAUAUGUUUUGCCAAAUCUCAGUAGAGGUGCUCUGCACACACAUGCAAUGUAUUCAUAAAACAUCUCUGCCUUCCAGUUAGCCAGCAUUGCCAGCUCAGUAUUUGAUAAUGCAUGCCAGCAAACCAGCCUCAUCUGAGCCAUUUAGAUUAGGAACAGAACCAGUCCAGGAGAGAGUCAUCUGGUUUCCAUUUUAGUGAAUUGAAGACUUUCUAAUCUAUAACAAGGACUUCAUGCCAUUGUAAAUCUUAGAAAUAGUCCAAGAACUGACAACUGUCUGUGCAGAAAGAUUUGAAUCACAGCAGUUAGUGUGCGAUUGUUUUCUGCUAAUUAUUUGGCGUUCUUUGAAAAUGUUCUGUAAUAACAUUUGUAUAGCAAACUGAAGAGCAACACGUAAAGAUGUUUAGAAUUUAGUUUUAAAUACGUUGUUAUAUUCACCUUAAGGUAUAUGAGGAAAUCUACUUGGAGGAGUGAUGUGAUUUGUUUUUCAUGUGUGCCAGCCAGAGGUAAUCAUGUUAUGUAGCAUGAAUGGAGAAAUUAUAUGCCAGUAGUCAAAGGACAAUAUGUUUGUUAUAUUUUAAUAUACUUUUGAAAUUUAGAGAAAAUGCAACAGUGAGUGUGCAUAGUGAAAGACUGUGAACCAUUGGGAUUUUAAACAUUUGUCAUAAAACCUCUUACAUCAUUAGCAGAUUACAUACAUUCUGACAAGUUACUGUGAAUUCUUGCUUUAAUUGAAAGAAAGAGAAAAAGAUACCUGUUUGAUGAUCCUGACCACGACACGUACUGCACUUUUUAAUAAAGCUUUGAAAGACAGCUGAAAUGUGUAAGAAAUUGUCAUAUUUGACUGGAUUAACUGAGAACGUUUUGCAGGGGUCUGAACUUGAUGUACUUGUCAUUACAGCACCUUGAAGAAUAGUAAUAAAUAAAAUCAAUUUGUUCACUAAUUCAUCCAGUCACCUUUUCUGUAGUUUAGCUUGUCACGCCAGUAGAUGGCGAUAAGUAUUUUUGUUGUGCUACGAGCGAGUCACUCACUCAAACGAUUCAUUAAAUAAAUAGUUAUAUUGUAGUAUAUUAUUUUGAACACAUAAUAUCCUUUAUAAUCAGAUUAUCACAGAAUAGUUUUUUUACGGCAUUUUCCCUCCAUUUUGUGACUUUUCAAACUACAAACUGAUUCUAUUAACAUAGUUUAAAUUU